GCGGACGCCAUAUUUGGGCACACCACCGACUCUGCGCUGCCAUUGGCUGCCUCCCUUAUGCAGCUGCUUGUCAACAAGAUGGCCUUCCUCCUCCUGCCGCUCUGACACUGAUUAUUUUGGUAUCACCCGAGAACAUAACCGUAAAAAGCUCGCGUCCCCUUCUCGAGAGAUAGCGGCGGAGCGGCCGCCCAGUGUCCCCACAAGGCGCACAGUCCACCGGACUCCGCUCGGCCAACUGACAAGGCGGCGCGCGAGCCUCGGCGGCCAUCGCUGGACGACGGUUGAUGAGAGCUAACGUCGAACCAGCGAGCUGAGCUAGCCUAGCUUAGCUUAGCUUAGCUACGUGGAUAGUUAACUCGUGUCACCUGCGUUCCACCAGACGAACUGGUUUAGAGGGAAAUACAACGAGGAAGACCUUGUCAUCAAGUCGAUACGGUUGUCUGCGUGGAUCAACGCCGUUGAGGUUGUGUUGCUGGUGGCCUUGGCGACAGACAGUGCCCAUCAGGUUGGCACUGGGACAGGGGAGCCGAGGAUGAGCGUUCUGGCUCUGGGUGUUUGCUGGCCAGCAUAGAUGCCGAUAUGCCCCGGUGGUCCGCAUCCUGAUGGAUCGAGACACCUUCUCCCACAUCCGCCUGUGGUGCCCACGCCCCUUUGGCACCUACUCCCAGAACAAAGCCAGGAGCCCGGGCUCGGGGGGCAGCGGCGGCGGCGGAGGCGGCGGUGGUGGGUCGGGGUCCCCCUCCCUCUGCAAGGCCGAGCCCUCUCCGGGUGCCAGGAGGGCCGUGGAUGGAAGUGACGAUGGAGGGAUGAUCGUGGGUGUGCGGGAGGCGAACGGAGAAGAAGAAGAAGAGGAGGAUGCGGGCUCGGAGAACACUCCACCCGAACCGGAGCUCGCCCCCAGCUCACAGAGCCAAGCCCCUCCGCCACCUUCGGCUCCUCCCUCGUCGCCCUCGUCCGGGUCCCAGAUGGAAGAUGGCCGCGUGCUGUUAGACACCUGGUACGUCAUUAAGCCGGGCAACACCAAGGAGAAGAUCGCCUUCUUUGUUGCACACCAGUUCAGUGGAGCAGGCCAGCCCAGACCCAGCGCUAUGAAGGUCAAAGGUAACUGGGCAACUGACUGCAGUAAAGCCAAAAGACGAAGACGAUGCUCAUCCUACGACCCUCCGACUCGCUCCCAACCCUCGGAGCCGAACCUCAGCCACGACUCCUCGCUUUCGCCUUCGGACUCCGACGAGCCACCUCUGAACGAGACGGACCUGCUGUCGGUGGCAGAGAUGGUCGCCUUGGUUGAGCAGAGGACCGCCAUGGCCCUCCAGGGAAUUGUGGCGGUCCACGGCAAUCAACACCACCUCGAGGCCCAGAAUACCACUCACGGUCAAGGCCUCACCCCGCACCAGCACACUCUCCUCCGGGGCACGGCGUCGGACCCCACUCCUAUCGUGUUUGUGUCGGACAGUUCAAACGGCCAGCCCGCCAAAGAGGCCCAGGAGUCGCCGUCUCACAUCCAGACCGACCAGGAGCUGGAGGAGCAGCAGGAGUCGUUGAGGGUAGCCCAGGCCAUAGCGCAUUUUGAGUCCCAGAACCAGGAGAAUCGGUUCCGCCUGGGCUCUGGACCUGGAACAGACUCUCCGAAUAGAGACAGAGAAAAAGAGCGUAGGCGGGGAGGGGAGUCUGGUGUUGCGACCCCACCUCCGCCCCCCAGCCACAGCCACGGCGAGGUCAGAAUAGCUUUCCGAGUGUCGAAUCUGGAUCCACGGUCUCCGCUGGAGCCAGCUGGCAGGUCCCGCUGCAUGUUCAUGAGCUGUGGUGGCGGGGGCAACCAGACGGCGGCCAGGGCCAAAGAGAAAAUCACCUGUGACCUCUACCAGCUAGUCAGCCCCUCGUCUAGAGACCCCAGUAGUCUUCUGCUCGCCGCCCCCAAACCAGAUGGAGAUCUCCAUCACCCAGACAGGCAGGCAUGUGGCAGCCCCGACCCGUCCCAAGAAGAGAAGAAAGCUGCGGGGCGGGAGCGAGUGACCGGCUUCCACGUGGAGGUGGUGGUGACGGGCGCCGUGGAUCAAUGUGUGUUUUAUGGCAAGGACAGUACGGAGAAUGUGCAAGAGGAGACGGUGUGCUUCGCUAUGUCUAGUGGGGGGGGAGGAGGAGGGGGCGGCGCUGGUGACCCUUCUUCUGAUGAUCCCCCUCCUGGACAACUCUUCUUCCUUCAGCCCCCGCGGGGCCCCGAGGAGGAUAUAAAAGGAACGGGCAUUGGCGGCGGGUCAGGAAUUUGCUCUUUGGACUGUGCCAACAACAACGGCCCCGGGGUGGCGGUGGGAUCAGGGGAGCGGGCGACCGGCCCGGAUUCCCCCGGCGUCGGGGAGGACUGUUCGGACCCCUCGCUGUGUCGCCUCUACCGCCACGUGUCCCACGACUUCCUGGAGAUCCGCUUCCAGAUUCAGCGGCUCCUCGAGCCGCGCCAGUACAUGCUGCUGCUGCCCGACCACAUCAUGGUCAACAUCUUCGGCUACCUGCCGACGCGCUCGCUGGCGGCCCUCAAAUGCACCUGCCACGACUUCAAGGCGCUGAUCGAGACGUACGGGGUGCGGCCGGUGGAUUCGCGCUGGAACCAAGACCCCCUCUACAGGGACGACCCCUGCAAGCAGUGCAAGCGGCAGUACGAGCGCGGGGACGUCUCCCUGUGCCGUUGGCACCCCAAACCUUACCACCACGACCUGCCUUACGGACGUUCCUACUGGAUGUGCUGCCGGCGUACGGACAAGGACACGCCGGGCUGCCGCGUCGGGCUUCACGACAACAACUGGGUCCAGCAGCCGGCCGACGGCUCUCAACCCAUUCGUGCAAAGAGGGAGGACAGGAGGGAGGAGGCCAGGUAGAUGGGGGAGGAGUACACCUCACCGCGUACCGACUCGUCUCCUCCCCGCUGACCUCCUUCUUGCUCCUCACCCUCCUCCCAUCUCUGUUCAGAGGACAAACAGGGAGAGGGUUACAGGGAGGAACGAGCGCUCCAGGAUUGUUUGUUUUGUCUUUGCUCCAGCACUCCUCUCAUAUUUUUCCCCUCCAUGUGAAGGGAAGUUGAGAGGUAAAGAAGGAAGAGAGGUGUGUCACUCUCCUUGCCUUUUCUUUUCCAAGCCCUCCAGAAUCCCACUGUGCUCCAGAGUGGCACCUUUUUUGUUGUUGUUGGUUGGGGUCCCCUCCUGCUGCUGUCAGCCAGCCCUCAUUCUGCCUCUUACUCAUCCGGGUUUCUGUCUAACUCCAUAAAAGGCCGCUAGGCCCGUUCAUGUGAAAACUUUUGCAGUGUGUUUUGAUUGAGAUUAGCAUUCAUAAAAAAAAUUUCAAAAAAGACGACGCAUAGAAAUGUAUUGCCCUUCGAGCCUGCUUCACCGUUCCCGAUGACCUGUUCCGUGUUCGCUGUGCAAACGGUGCUUUUUACGAGCUGUACCAACAGACGUAAAAAAAACAAAGUGGCGGAAUGUCCCGCGUCGCUAUAGAAAUGUGAUUGUAUAAAGCAAACUUUGACUUCUCCGUCGUACAAGAUGCCAUUUGUACCUGUCCGGCGCCGAUGCGUUUCUACUCUCUCUCUCUCUCUCUCUCUCUCUGAAUGUGCUGUAACGUAAACCGUGUCGAUUUUGAGUUCCCCUGAUGAUGCUGCUGAAAUCAUUGCCUGUGUCGCCGACGUUAAUUCCGCAAUGGCCGUAGUAGCGUUGGUUAAACGACGGGCGCGCUCUCUCUCGCUCUCUCUCUCUCUCUCGCUCUCGCUCUCGCUCUCUCUCUCUCGCUCUCUCUCUCUCGCUCUCUCUCUCUCUCUCUCUCUCUCUCUCUCUCUCUCUCUCUCUCUCUCUCUCUCUCUCUCUCUCUCUCUCUCUCGUCACGCUCGCCAGUCUCACUGGCCGCCGAGAACCCGUUUCAGAGUGGACCCCUAACCUUGCUGACCAGCCAUAAAAAAACUACAGAGACUUCUGGGAGAUGGACUUUAUUGAUUUGAGACCAGUGGGAUGAAUGAAUGGGAUUAAAAAGAGAAAACUUGAUGUCACUUUGGAAAGGCCUGAUGUCACUUUGUAUGGUUUGAUUGACUUUUUUUGCUUGUUUGACAUAUUUUUUUUGUUUUAUUGGUGUGUGUGUGUGUGUGUCGGAAUGUUUGCUAUUGUAUUUGCUUUUAUUCUUGAGGACUGUGUUCUCCCUGUAUCAGUCUGUCAUCCUACUCCACCUGCAAAGAUGGGUUUUUUUUUUUAGUUUUUUUUUUUUUAAAUACUCCAUCUUUGUGUUCAACCCCCCCCCCGGGAGAGGGCAGGUGUUUGCCAAAGCUGUCAUUCAUGCUUCGAAGCGGGUAAAACCGACAACCACAGAAACUCUCUACACCAGCCUUAAAAGCCCCCAUACCUCUACUACCCCCCCCCCCCCCCCCCCCUCCCUCUACUACCCCCACCCCUGCAGGAGAUUGAGGCGUCAGAUACCUCACACAUGAUCAAGAGUUGUGGGAGUUGCACAGGACCCUGUAGGUGGCUUUCAGAUCCGACUCCACUGGAUCCACCCAUAACUCUGUGUGGGAGUGUUACAUGAACAGUGCCUGGUGAUGGCUCUGACUCCUCUCCAUUUUAGGAACCCCCCCUCACCCUUCCCCCCACCCUUCCCAUUGCUGUUAACCCCUCCCCCCCCCUGCAAUCUGACAGACUGGACAUUAAACAACUGAUGUGAUGAAUGAUGCUGAAACUCUGCAUGGAGGUGGGAGGAUAGUUGGGUAUUCAUGGGAGAACUCUGUAGGUUCCAGACAUGUACAAUGCUAAUGGGAAAAUAUCUGCUUAAAUAAAAAAAAAACAUAAGUGAUGAUUAAAACUGGAAAUCUGAAUCGCUA
Molecule: messenger RNA, 4849 nt
Organism: Cyclopterus lumpus (lumpfish)
Lineage: Eukaryota; Metazoa; Chordata; Actinopteri; Perciformes; Cyclopteridae
Gene: fbxo46
Product: F-box protein 46
Exons: 3
Coding region: 603-2873 (756 amino acids)
Biological process (GO): intracellular signal transduction
Molecular function (GO): protein binding
Source: RefSeq, a predicted model, not a curated record